AUGAACAGCACAUGUAUUGAAGAACAGCAUGAUCUGGAUCACUAUUUGUUUCCCAUUGUUUACAUCUUCGUGAUUAUAGUCAGCAUUCCAGCCAAUAUUGGAUCUCUCUGUGUGUCUUUCCUGCAAGCAAAGAAGGAAAGUGAACUAGGAAUUUACCUCUUCAGUUUGUCACUAUCAGAUUUACUCUAUGCAUUAACUCUCCCUUUGUGGAUUGAUUAUACUUGGAAUAAAGACAACUGGACUUUCUCUCCUGCCUUGUGCAAAGGGAGUGCUUUUCUCAUGUACAUGAAUUUUUACAGCAGCACAGCAUUCCUCACCUGCAUUGCCGUUGAUCGGUAUUUGGCUGUUGUCUACCCUUUGAAGUUUUUUUUCCUAAGGACAAGAAGAUUUGCACUCGUGGUCAGCCUGUCCAUCUGGAUAUUGGAAACCAUCUUCAAUGCUGUCAUGUUGUGGGAAGAUGAAACAGUUGUUGAAUAUUGCGAUGCCAAUAAGUCUAAUUUUACUUUAUGCUAUGACAAAUACCCUUUAGAGAAAUGGCAAAUCAACCUCAAUUUGUUCAGGACGUGUACAGGCUAUGCAAUGCCUUUGGUCACCAUCCUGAUCUGCAACCGGAAAGUCUACCAAGCUGUGCGGCACAAUAAAGCCACGGAAAACAAGGAAAAGAAGAGAAUCAUAAAACUACUUAUCAGCAUCACAGUUACUUUUGUCUUAUGCUUUACUCCCUUUCAUGUGAUGUUGCUGAUUCGCUGCAUUUUUGAGCAUGCUGUGAACUUCGAAGACCACAGCAAGUCUGGGAAGCGAACUUACACAAUGUAUAGAAUCACGGUUGCAUUAACAAGUUUAAAUUGUGUUGCUGAUCCAAUUCUGUACUGUUUUGUAACCGAAACGGGAAGAUAUGAUAUGUGGAAUAUAUUAAAAUUCUGCACUGGGAGGUGUAAUACAUCACAAAGACAAAGAAAACGCAUACUUUCUGUGUCUACAAAAGAUACUAUGGAAUUAGAGGUCCUUGAGUAGAACCAAGGAUGUUUUGAAGGGAAGGGAAGUUUAAGUUAUGCAUUAUUAUAUCAUCAAGAUUACAUUUUGAAAAGGAAAUCUAGCAUGUGAGGGGACUAAGUGUUCUCAGAGUGAUAUUUUAAUCCAGUCCAAUAAAAAUAUCUUAAAACCGCAUUGUACAGCUCCCUCCCUGAGUUUUAUUAAAUGAUGUAUAUUAAACAAAGAUCAAUAUUU
Pongo pygmaeus (Bornean orangutan) is the source of this 1227-nucleotide messenger RNA. RefSeq names its product G protein-coupled receptor 65 (gene GPR65). Lineage: Eukaryota; Metazoa; Chordata; Mammalia; Primates; Hominidae. Gene Ontology annotation, cellular component: membrane. The record is from RefSeq and is a predicted model, not a curated record. Gene Ontology annotation, molecular function: G protein-coupled receptor activity. The transcript has a single exon. Gene Ontology annotation, biological process: G protein-coupled receptor signaling pathway. Bases 1 to 1014 code for a protein of 337 amino acids.